This is a messenger RNA of Cuscuta campestris, 1636 nucleotides long. The record is from the annotation of a GenBank genome assembly. Lineage: Eukaryota; Viridiplantae; Streptophyta; Magnoliopsida; Solanales; Convolvulaceae.
CUGAAUUGAAAAAACAAUAGUCCAUACCAUUUUGGGAAUUUAUUAAAAAAAAAACUUUCUAGGACACCUCGCCUUCCGCCAUUUUUUUAUUUUUUGAAAAAGAAUUGAAAUUGAAGAUUGCCUGUUGAUCGGAAAUGGUGGCGGGGAAGGAACUCGGCGGCGGAGCACAGAAUCUCCCGGCAGAUGUUACUCAAUUGAUCGAUCAACUCGAGCGCCACUGCUUAGCUCCCGAUGGCUCUCUCCUCUCCAAAUCCACCUUCCACGAUCUCAAACUCGCGAGGGAGGAGAUGACGAAAGAGCGACAGCGCUAUCUGGAAGCUUCGGCAGUUUACACAGAAGCAAUUGGGAUGGUGGAAGAGUAUCAGCAAGCCCUUUCUGUGGUCCGCAUUGGUGGGAUUCGAGACGUUCAAGGUCACUACCCUCAGAUUGGUCUGAAAGCCCCUCCCCAGGUUUAUGAGGCUCUUGAACAUCGGAUGGCAGUCGCUGAAGCUGCUCAAAGAUUGAGGCUACCUCUGAUUUCCAAAGAUGGUGAGCUUCAGGAUGAUGAAAUUGACAGGUGGAGUACACCUUCAAGAAGUUCCCUUGACAGUACAAGCACCAGUGUCACAAUGAGCUCAAAUUCGACUAAUCUGUAUACAAGUGGCGUGGCUGCUGCUGGAAAUAGUGCGCCAUCCACUGAUGCUUCAGAACCAUUUAUUGGUGGUGUUCCUAAUCAGUACCUAGGAAUAACACCUAGUUAUUUAUGGCAAGCUCAGCUCCUGCAGUCACCAUUAUGCAUGGACAUGACAGAGUAUCAGAUAUUGCUUUCACGUGAAAUUGGAAGUCGGUUAGAUGCCAAAUGUGAUAAGUUAGCAGAUGUUAUUGCUUUAGACGACAUUGAUCCAUCGAUCACUCAUCAAAUACCAACUGCUCGCCUCCCAGAGAGGGUAAAGGUAAAAAUUGAGGAGAUUGAGAGAGAAGAAGCAACCUUGUGUGAAGAUUUGUACUCGUCCGACAGAAAAUUUGCAGAAUAUUACAAUGUUUUGGAGCAGAUACUUGUAGUGCUUAUCAAGCUCGUCAAAGACAUAAAGUUGCAACAUCAGCAUAAAUAUGAUGAGCUGCAAAAGACUUGGCUGAGCAAAAGAUGUGAUACCAUGAGUGCAAAGUUGAGGGUUUUAGAGCACAUUCUCCUGCUCGAGACCUAUACACCGGACACAAUUCCAGCACUACAUAAGAUAAGGAAAUAUUUGAGUGAAUCAACAGAAGAAGCUACACUUGCACAUAAUAAAGCGAUAACCCGCCUUCGUGAGUACCAGGGCGUUGAUCCUCAUUUUGACAUGAUUGCAAGACAAUACCAUGACAUUGUCAAGAAAUUGGAAGGUAUGCGUUGGACUAUUCAACAAGUGGAAAUGGACCUGAAGCGUAUGCCUGCUCCUCAUCCCGGCACCUAAGGUAAUUUGUAUAAGGCCAUGCCAUCCCGACGGGGAACGAAGAAACAUGGAAGCAAACAAGCUUUUGUGAUCCAAGUCAUAGAAGAAUGGGACAAAGGGAGUGUUUGCAAACUCAAGAGGAAUUGUUGGUGUUUGAUAUUGGCUUUAGUGCUUAAAAUAUCACUUUUGUUCACUUCAUAGGCAAAAAACAAAUAGCAAUUUCCCAU